CUCCUCCUCCCCCCGCUCUCGCGACAGCUCCGCUCAGAAAAUGGCCCCGCGGCCGCGCCGCCGCUGAUGCGCGCUCCCGGCCCCGCCGCAGCCCCGCAUCACCAGGAGAAGACACCAUCAGCACGUGCAUCACCCUGUGCCCACCACUGGCCAGGCCAUGAAGACGGAGAAGGAAGAGUCUGUGCCCACCUUCUCCCUGCGGGGUAAAUACACUGGAGAGGGGGCAGGUAGCAGCGAGGUGGCUGUGCCCAGCGGCGCGGUGCCGGGGAGCGGGGGGACCCCAGCGCAGGAGCUGCGGCCGCUGAAGCGCAGGCCUGUCCCAGGGAAGCACUACCAGUGCUCGAGCUACGGCUGCAAACUGGCCUUCCCCAGCAUGCAGGAGCUGAUGGACCACCUCAAAGUCCACUACAGACCCACGCAGUCUCUUGAGGGCAAAACCUUCCAGUGCCCCACGCUGGGCUGCACAGAGACCUUCCCCAGCAUGCAGGACCUCAUGGCCCACAUGAAGGUGCACUACAAGCCGAACCGCUACUUCAAGUGUGAGAACUGCAUGCUGCGCUUCCGGACGCACCGCUCGCUCUUCAAGCACCUUCACGUCUGCUCUGACAGUGCCAGCAGCCCCACGCCACCCCCCAAAGCCGACAAGCCCCUCCCGCCCGCUACCUCUGCCCUGGAGAAGGACCCCCCGGCCAAGCCACCCGAGGGGCUUCCCAAACUCCCGAGCGUUAUCCGGCCCCUGGAGAAAGAAGCCAUCGUGCCCGGUGCGGACACUGCCCCGGUGCCCAGCAGCCUCCCCGAGCUGCCCGGCUCGCUGGAGGCGCUGCCGCUGGUGUCGCCGGCCCCGCACCCCUUCCCGCUGCUGGAGCCCGGCCUUUUCGGGCCAUCGUCCUUGACUCGGUUCUCGGGGCCACCCCCCUCCUCGGUGCCGGGGCCGUUCCUGUCCUACGUGCACCCUUCGCCCUACAGCUUGCCCCAACCCGCGGCGCAGCAUCGCCUCCGGCCCUACGUGCCGGGCCACGGCCCCCCCAUCUCCAACGCCGUCUGGAAGAAAAGCCAAGGUGUGAGUGUCAGCCCACUCCUCCCAUGCUUUGGCUCAGGAGUGACUCCAGGGCACUCCUCCAACAGCCGCAUCGUGUGGGAGCACACGCGGGGCCGCUACACCUGCAUGCAGUGCCCCUACUCCAGCGCCUCGCGUGAGGAGAUGACCCUCCACAUCGAGGACCACCGCAAGAACCCCCCGCCGCCCGGCCGCAUGGACACCGAGAUGGAUUUCGGGGUGGGUCUCGCCUCCUUCCACACCAAGCUGACGCCGGAGAUGGAGAACUCCCUGUACUCCCAGCUCUGAUGCCCCUGGCUCCCAUGGGACUGCUCCUGCACCUCCCUAUCCCUCCCUGCAGCCGAGCAGGGGGGCACUGCACAGCCCCCUGCCACCAACUGUGGGACAGGAACCCCUUCCUGGGUACCGGGAGCAUCCCCAGCUCGGGGUGGCGGAGGGGAGGAUGUUUGCUUAUUCAUUUCUACCCUCCCUUUUGUCUUCGGAAACUCUUAAGCACCUGGAAUCCUGUGUCUCCCUCCCAUCAAGGUUUCGUUGUUCAGCCCCAGGGGCUCUGGGGGGAGCCUGGUAGGUUGCUCAGGAGUUCAUGGACUUCUCUGGAAUGAGGUCUUGAAAUAAUAAAUAGGAAUUGUACAGGAGCA
Molecule: messenger RNA, 1695 nt
Organism: Strigops habroptila (Kakapo)
Lineage: Eukaryota; Metazoa; Chordata; Aves; Psittaciformes; Psittacidae
Product: zinc finger protein 414-like
Exons: 9
Coding region: 158-1345 (395 amino acids)
Source: RefSeq, a predicted model, not a curated record